AUGAAGAUCGCUCGUGAUGUGGAGACGGAGAUGCGUGGGUCGUUGUUGCCAAGAGUAAGUGCUGGUGGGGCCCGUAAUUGGAAGGGAAAUGGGUCAGGAGGAUAUGGGCUUAGUUGGAAAACAGGUUCUGGGUCUCAACAUAACCCAGGUUCGACCCGAGUGGGAAAUGGGUCUACUAAUUAUUCUGCUGGAUCGGUGCAAAGUAAAACAGGUUCUUCACCAUCUAACCCAAAUGGGAAUACGAAUGCAAACACCAGCACAGUCAGACCUAGAGGUGACGGAGGAAGGAGAUAUGGAGGAGAACGCAAUCGUGGCCUCAAGCACUUGCCGUAUUCUGAGCUGAUGGAGCGAAGAGCACAAGGGUUGUGUUUCCGAUGUGGAGAAAAGUAUCAUCCUCUUCAUCAGUGUGCUGAGAAACAACUCAGGUUGGUGAUUUUGGGAGAUGAUGAAACUAUUAAUGAGGAAGGUGAGGUGAUAGCCAUCGAAGUUAAGGAAGAUGAGGAAGAGGUGCUAGAUUGCAACUCUAUGGGGUUAUUUGGUAUUACUGAAACAAACAUUAAGUCGAACAAUACCCCUCCUACCACUUUGCGCCUCCAAGGAAGCUUGAAGGGGGUCUCAAUUAUGAUUUUAAUUGACAGCGGUGCCAGUCACAAUUUUGUCUCACCUCAUGUGGCCACUGCUUUAGGGCUAAAUGUUGAGCAAGGAAGAUCAAUGGGAGUGAAGUUGGGUGAUGGUCACAGAGUAUCGACAAGAGGAAGAUGUAGAAAAUUGGAGGUGUGUUUGAAUGACUUUACCACCAGUGUUGAUGCUUAUGUCCUCGAAUUGGGUGACCUAGAUAUGACAUUGGGGGUGGCUUGGUUGCAACGGUUUGGAAAAGUAACUUUUGACUGGGAGAAGAUGACCGUUAGUUUUCUAUGGGAAGGAAAAAGGGUGGAAUUACAUGGUCAAUUCUUCACUACCAAAGAGGUGUCAACCAACAACAUAUCUCAUGCACCGAUGGACUCCUUGCACAGUUUGUUAGAAGAAGAAGUGGUACCAACAAAUGAAGUACAGGAACUGACCGAGGUGCAAAAGCAGGAGCUUAAUGAAUUGUUGAGCAAAUUCAAGGGAGUUUUUGAAGAAAAUACAGGGCUACCACCUAAACGAGAAAUUAAUCAUGCCAUUGAGUUACAAAAGGAUGCUGGACCAGUAAGCGUAAGACCGUAUCGUUACCCUCAUCACUACAAAGAGGAGAUCGAAAAACAAGUUCGGAGUAUGUUGAGUCAAGUUCCAGAUCGCUACCCGAUACCGGUGGUGGAUGAAUUAUUAGAUGAGUUGCAUGGAACCGAGUGUUUCUCCAAACUUGACUUGAAAUCUGGUUAUCACCAAAUUAGAGUGAAGGAAGAAGACGUGCAAAAAACGACAUUCCAGACUCAUGAAGGACACUAUGAGUUUCUAGUAAUGCCCUUUGGAUUAACAAACGCUCCAGCUACCUUCCAAUCCACCAUGAAUCAGAUUUUUAAGCCAUAUCUUCGCAAGUUUGUCUUAGUUUUCUUUGAUGAUAUUCUAGUCUACAGUAAGGGGUGGAAGGAACAUUUAGCACACUUGUCCCAAGUAUUAGAGAUUUUGCAACACCAUUGUUUUGUAGUUAACCAAAAGAAGUGCAAUUUUGCUAGCAGGAAGGUUGAAUAUUUAGGUCAUGGUAUUACCGGAAAUGGUAAGAUAGCUAAACCGUUAACGGAGUUAACCAAGAAGGAAGGGUUUCAUUGGGGACCAGAAGAGUUGAAGGCAUUUGAGAAUCUAAAAAGGGUUAUGAUUCAAGCUCCAGUUUUAACCCUUCCGGAUUUUGCACAACCCUUCGAGAUUGAGUGUGAUGCAUCCGGAAGAGGAAUAGGCGCGGUACUGAUGCAGAAAAAGAAACCCAUAGCUUACUUCAGCAAAGCCUUAUCUAAGAAUAAUUUGAGUAAGUCGGCGUAUGAGAAGGAGUUGAUGGCAUUGGUGUUGGCCGUUCAACAUUGGCGCCCUUAUUUGUUGGGAAGGAAGUUUGUAGUGUAUUCCGAUCAAAAAAGUUUACGACACUUGCUCCAGCAACGUAUCACUACUGCUGAUCAACAGAAUUGGAUAGCCAAACUAUUGGGUUAUCAUUUUGAGGAGCAACAAAUCCAACAUGAAGUAAGGAAUGAUCCUUAUUUAAAGAAAGUAAUGGCUGAUUUGCAUGAGUUUCAUUCAUCCAGUACUGGGGAUCACUCGGGGUUUUUGCGUACAUAUCGGAGAUUAGCUGGUAACCUCUAUUGGGUAGGAAUGAGGAAGUCAGUUCAAACAUUUGUGCAGAGUUGUGACGUGUGCCAACGUCAAAAGUAUUCGGCGUCGUCACCCAUGGGUUUGUUGCAGCCACUGCCAAUUCCGGAGAGUUUGGGAGGACAUCUCAAUGGAUUUCAUAACUGGUCUUCCGAAAUCACAGGGCAUCCAUAUACAGCAAGAAAAGUGGCUGAGAUUUUUACCAAGGAGGUGGUGCGUCUCCAUGGUGUUCCACAAUCUAUUGUUAGUGAUCGUGACCCCUUAUUUGUUAGCUUAUUCUGGAAAGAGUUAUUCCGUUUCCAGGGGACUAUGUUGAGUAUGAGUUCUUCAUAUCACCCGAAGACGGAUGGGCAAACGGAGGUUGUAAAUCGGUGCCUAGAAGCAUAUCUUCGUUGUUUUGCAUCAGAACAACCGAAGGAGUGGUCACAAUGGAUUCCGUGGGCCGAAUUGUGGUAUAAUACCACAUUCCAUGUGUCUACGGGUACGACGCCAUUUGAAGCGGUGUAUGGAAGAAAACCACCUACUGUGGUGAGAUUUCUACAGGGAGAAACUAAGGUAGAGGCAAUGGCAGCUGAGUUGGUUGAUCGGGAUGAGGCUCUACGUCAAUUGAAGUAUCAUUUGACUCGGGCUCAAGAGUAG
Lathyrus oleraceus (garden pea) is the source of this 2916-nucleotide messenger RNA. RefSeq lists its product as uncharacterized. Bases 1 to 2916 code for a protein of 971 amino acids. Lineage: Eukaryota; Viridiplantae; Streptophyta; Magnoliopsida; Fabales; Fabaceae. Gene Ontology annotation, molecular function: nucleic acid binding. The record is from RefSeq and is a predicted model, not a curated record. Gene Ontology annotation, biological process: DNA integration. The transcript is spliced from 6 exons.